GUUUGUGCUUCAUGUCUCAUGAAUAGAAUGACUUUAAAUGUAUAUUCUUAUAGAUCUGUUUGUUUUAGUUUUAUUUUAUUUUUUCUCAACAUUAAUUGUCUAUUAUAUGUAUUAGUAUAAGUUAAAUUAUAUAACUUUUUUAGACAUGAACAAAAUUGGGUUAUAUAGAGAAGAAACAAGAAGGAAUUGAUCGAUCGGUCUUUUAUGAAGCAUACGUGAGUAAAGAAAGGAUGGAAAUGGAAAGAAUGGAAAGGAAAAAGAGUAGGAAAGAAGCGAAGGAAGUAACGAACGAAGGAAGGUGGAAAGGAACGACAGUCCGUGGCGAGGGACGAAUGGACGGAUGGCCGGGUAACCCAGAUCGGUUCAGUUCAGCCGAUCCAACAGAGACCGUCAGCCAGUACCGUCGCGGCCGUCGAACGUGAUUCCAACUUUUUGAAGAUUCCUUUUUUACUUGAACUCUAUUUUAAGUUUUUAUCGUUCUUUUUGGAGAUAUACCACAGGAUCAGUGCAAACAGGGAGCUUGCCAUUCGCUCACGUUUCAUGCAAGAAGACACAGUGUUGAUGACACGUGCAAGAAGUAAGAAAAGCGAAACGUUGGCGAGCCCGAGGGAGAUGCAGUUAUUAUAUGGAAGAAGAAGGUAUAAGAUGAUGACGAUAGCGUGGGUCCUCGUGAUCCUAACAAUGGCGAACGAAGUAAAGCUCAAUACUGUACAGUCCUCGUCCUUGAAUGUGAACGAGACCUUAACAAAUUCGGAGAACGAAGUAUUCGAUAUAAGCACGGACGAUCACCCUCAUAGAGUGAGUGGCAAACCGAGUAAGUUUGAUAUAGAUAUUAAUCAUGUGACGAUGAUCGAUGAUAAAUCAAGCUAUCAGAUUGAGUCUUCCAACACGGAGAACUCGACGAGGAGUUCGAUAGACGAAGAAGAGUCUUCUUCGUGCGAGCAAGAUCUUUGUGUAGGCGAGAAACUUUCGAAUCUUUUGGACGAACUGUACAAGGUCGACGAGUAUAAUGUUACGGAUUCCGUGCAGAUAAUACGAAGUGAAACCAACAACAAACCGAAGACUAAGAGGGAAUUUGAAAAGGAGUUCGAAAGGAGGUCUGAUCUUCUUGACGAGCUUCAUCGAUAUGCGAAAGAACACGUGGUUAGGAUCAAGAUCGAUCCCAAUACGAUCACCGGCAGAAAAGGAAGAACUUUCUUCGAUGCCCUCUUUCAGGGAAAGAGUACCUUUUUAACAGGAUUCGGACUUGGUUUUCUAGCGUUCGGCCUGAAGAAGCUCUUGCUACCGUUGUUCUUUGGCAUACAGAUUAUUAAGAGCGUCUUACUUGCUCUCUUUUUACCAAGUAUCAUCGGGAGUAUCGGUAAUAUCGUUGGCAAAGGUGUAUCAUCCUUCGCACAAUCUUCCCAAACUGUAACGGCUGCUCCUGAAGAAAACUUUGAGUUCAAGGACAACUUAGAUCUUUACAAUGACGAUUAUUUGACGCGACAGCCAGUCGGAACAUUGCCAGCUUCUACAUUAUACGAUGAGAAUAUGAUGCAGUCACAGAAAAGCCCAGAGAUUUCUUCUAGAUAUUCCUACGUUGAUCCAGCAUAUACUCAUGCUAAUACGAUUUCCGAUCGAUAUUAUAUGAGACAUGCGGCGCAAGGCUUCACGAAGAAACAAGAUUUCAAGAUCUUCCACGAGAUUCCAACGAGCUCGUUGCUCCUGACGAACUACGACCCGUUCUACUCACCUCUACUCUCGCGAUUGGAUGCUGUUUUCUAUCGACUUGGGCACACUAGUGAGGGCUGUAGAGAGUAUGCAGUCUGUGCAAUGUAUCGAAGUCCAGCACGAUACGCUCCGUAUUCUAAUCUCGUUUCUGCUCAACUCUCAAGAGAAUUAAACGAGCUGAGGAAACCUGCUAGUGAUAAUCCGGAUGUCUUGAGAUUUUUCCGGUACAUGAAGGCAGCCAAGGAUGGUCAAGAUGGUAUCAAUUGCGAAGACGUUUACGCUAAUUGUCCUACCGCCAGAGAGGAUCAAAAUCUGAGGCAAAAUCAGGCCAUGCUGGCGACCUAUCAGGACAUUGACAAACUCGUGCACGCUAGAAAACUUUGAAAGAAUAUUUGUUCUUUACGUAGAAUUGCUGAAUACCUUUACGUUGAUUCCUUAAAAGAACAAACAUUCGAUCUAUGAUAGGAUGACGAUUAUUACUAUUACCGUUGACAUUGUUACGGUAACCGUUAUCUGUAUGCAUCUGCGAUAUAAGUAGUAUUGUGCGAUUUUUCAUAAUAGAAGGAAAGCAGUUUUUGUAACAGGAUAUAUACUGCGUUCGUGAUAUUUUUUAUUGCAAAGAAUAGUUAAAGAAUAGUUAAGAUUGA
This is a messenger RNA of Vespa mandarinia (Asian giant hornet), 2357 nucleotides long. RefSeq names its product Protein Osi24 (gene Osi24). NCBI's taxonomy places the organism in Eukaryota, Metazoa, Arthropoda, Insecta, Hymenoptera, Vespidae. The record is from RefSeq and is a predicted model, not a curated record. Gene Ontology annotation, cellular component: membrane.